Messenger RNA from Gadus morhua (Atlantic cod), 1687 nucleotides. Its product is annotated as C-type lectin domain family 6 member A-like. The transcript has a single exon. NCBI's taxonomy places the organism in Eukaryota, Metazoa, Chordata, Actinopteri, Gadiformes, Gadidae. The record is from RefSeq and is a predicted model, not a curated record. Bases 156 to 926 code for a protein of 256 amino acids.
CCCCUGCACCCAGUCGAAAGUAACAUGUGGUUAUAGACUUCCUGUUUGAAGUUGCCCGACUUUGACAUGCUGUCAUACAAAACACACAGAGAGACCAACAACUCACAGGGGUAGGACGAUAAGAUUAACUCUGUGAAAACACUUUAGAUCAGAACAUGGCUGAGGCGAUUCACCCCCGACAGAACAUGAUGACGAAGGCCAGGUAUACACAAGGAGAGAGAGAGGAGAGGAUAGUGGACAUCUACGCUAGCCUGGAGAGCCUCAGAGAUCAACAGCAGCACUCUGUGGGGACAGAGGAGUCCUCCAAGUCUCUGGGAACAGGAAGAAGUCAGCGGCCGGACGCUGUGAGCCCUACCAAGUGUCAGAUCUGGGCAGUGAUGGUGCUUCUGGGCCUGCUGUCUGUGGUAAUGCUGGCUAGACUGAUUGGGUUGGCAGUGCAACACAAGAAGACUGCAAGCAUGGAAAGAGACAUAGAGCAACUUCUCCUAACGCUGAAGAAUCUGACGGAACAGAGAGACGCACUGCUCUGUAAACAGGAAUGUCCAGGUGGUUGGAAGAAGUUUGGUUGUAAAUGUUACAAGACUUCCUAUACGUAUCAAUCCUGGAAUAAGAGCAGGGGCUUCUGUGUUUCCCACGGAGCAGAUCUGGUGGUUGUGGACAGUAAAGAGGAGAUGGACUUCAUUAGCCGGUGGUACAACGGGUACUUCUGGCUCGGAGCGACAGAUGCGGCCGGUGAAGGGACGUGGAGAUGGGUUGAUGGGACCGUCCUGUCACUGGAUGACCCCUUCUGGAGUGGAGGGGGACCUCAAGGUGGUGGGGACAAGAACUGCUUAGGGAAGGUCUGGGAGCAGAACCAAUAUAAAUGGGAAGAUAGGAGCUGUGAGGAUCCGAACCAGGCAUUUUGUGAACAUAAUUUAAUGAAAUGAUUGUUGAAAACAUUUCUUUGUGAGUAAUUUUUACAUCUUAAUGCCAACAGAUGUUUGCGUUUUUUUCAAAAAGUUUUGGGUUCCUCAAAUCUAUAAUAGCUGUGAUAGGCUUUAAGGUGUUCCUUAAAAGGAGAUGGCAUGAAUACCUCACUGGUCACUGCAGGAGCUGUAAAUAGAUGCUGCUCUUGUUACUUUUUUAUUUUUCAAUGUUUCUGAGGUUAGGUGGUAAAGAGGUAAAGAGUCAUGACAGUCAUUGGCUGAUAUUCAGUUGCCGCAAACCACACCAGUUCCCUAUCUAGGGCUGCCUGUGUCCCUUUAACGGUGUGGAUAUCACCCUACAAAAGAGGAAAUAGGAUCUUUAUAACGAAUGUGUGGUAGACGUAAAAUUAUUUAUUUUUUAUGUUGAAUUGUAUCUUGACUUUGCUACCAUUUAGUGUGAUCAAUGUAAAACACUUGUAUAUUAAUUCUCUAGUUGUUCUCCGGUGUUCAGAGGGAACAGUAGACUUGUGUCCUGGUGCCUGAAUAGGCUUGUAGGUCUGCACUUGGACUGUUUUAGCAGCUCAACAUUGAACUGAUCUUUGAUUUGCUUUUUGACUGAAGGUUUCUUUUGCCAAUCCACAAUUUCUUCAGCUUCCAUUCUUUAAAUUUCAGCGUUUCCCCUGACUUUUUCCUUUCAUAUAUUUUAAUCAUUGGUACCAAACAUAAAAUAAUAUCUCACUCGAAACAAAUUGUAUAUUAAACCCACAUUUGAAAUCAUCCAA